Hydatigera taeniaeformis is the source of this 426-nucleotide messenger RNA. NCBI's taxonomy places the organism in Eukaryota, Metazoa, Platyhelminthes, Cestoda, Cyclophyllidea, Taeniidae. The record is from the annotation of a GenBank genome assembly.
AUGGCAUCACAUCUGCAGAUUGCACUCUAUUCUACCAUUAUCAUGAUCACUCCUGCACCGGUCGUUGCGGCCACUAUACUCAGUUAUGCCUUAGUGUCUUGUGUUCUGCUUCACCCUAUCCACAAACAGAUGAUUUGGGCGACCUCAGAUCAGUUGGGCUGUGCCAUGCGGCGAUGUGAUGGUCUGCGAUCCGACUGGGGAAAUCCACAAUACCUCAGUGUCUGUCAAUACAAGCCUGACGGCAACCUACGUGGACAGAAGCCUUAUGAGUAUGGUCGCAGCUGCAGCAAAUGUCCAGAGGGUUACUUUUGCCUCCGUAACCAGUGUGCCAAGGACAUCGAGUGCAAAAAGGCAUACCCACUGAUGAAAUUGGAUGAUCCCAGUGUCAGAAAUGUGCCAGAAUGCAAAGUCUAUAGGUCCACAUAG